AGUCGCAUGGAAGCGCAAAAUAAGAUGCUGCUGUGAAAAAUUUUCUCUCGUUUUUCUUAGUUUUUUGUCAAUAUCACACGAUAAAUUGCUGGUUUUUAGUAAUAAACCAUGUCCAAAAGUACCAAGGAAUUGAUACAGUGGAAGCUUCUUUGGAAGCUGGUGUCCGGCAAUCACUAUGACACCCCUCUGGAGGAUGUUGAUGACAAAUUGUCCGAGGUAGUGGAUGAAUUGAGACAGGGACUGAAGCAGUAUGGAAAAAAUACGACGAAAUCCGAUGAAAAACUUCGUGAAGUUGUAAAAGAGGCUGGACAGGAGAAAUUGCUAUCUUUUUGCCAACGCCUUCAGCAUUUUCUCGAUAUUGAUGCCCUGCAAACUUGGUCACUGCUGUGUUCUUAUCUCUUGACAGAGUACAGAGGUGCACCAAAUUCCCUGUCAUUGUAUACAGCCAAUGAGGAGAGUAUGAUGCAAUUCCUACAGGACAUUUGGAAGUUCUAUUCCAUGGAACGUAUGGUGGUGCUGAAGAUUGUCCGAAAUAUUCUGGAAUUUCACAAAUCUCAUGUACACCCCUAUGCCGAUGCAUAUGACAAAGUGCUGAUGGAGAUUGAUGUGAAGAAAUUGAGGGAGAGUUUGCUGAGUCAGCUGGAAAUGUUGAUCAAGGAACCACCACCGAGUACCUCUUCCAGCUUCGGUAAGCAAUUGUUUAAUAAAAUUCCACAGUGGUGUGAGAGGAAGCUCAAGGAGAUCAAUGAGAUUCUGCAUCUUCUCAUUCUCGUUGUGCAUUUUGACGGUAUUUCCGUGAAGGAGUUCAAACAAUUGCUGGAUCUCUUUAAGUAUCACUCAUUUGGGCGACAGCAGCAGUACAUUGAGAGAUCUUCACAUGAAGAACUUGCCAAUAAGAUUAAUUUCAGUGAAGUUGCUUUGUUUAUUUGCUGUGUGAAUAUUUCUAGUAGGAAGGAUUCUGAGGAAUGGUUAUUGGAGGUACAGAAAUUGGAUAAGGAAAUCUUGGGAAUGCAUCAACAGCCCGAACAUGGACCUAUUUUGCUCUUUUGGAUGCUCCUGAACUUUCGUUUAGCCAUCACACGAAUUGACGAAGAACUCAUGCGGAAGUACACAAGGUGCGGUGGUAGGGCUACUCAAUUGGGUGUCUUUCAGUAUUUGACACAGAUGAUCCGGGAACCUAUGUUCCAAGAAAUGAGUCUCUUGGCUAAAAUUGUUCGAACGUGUAUUUAUGAGAAUUUGGGAUUUCUCUGUGAACUCUUCGAUGAGGAUGGAUCUGUUGGCAUGAAACCGGGUGUUUUUGAUCUUUUGGCCGAACUCCUGAAAACCCCAAAAAUUUCUGGUGAAUUUUGUUCAUGUGAGAAUGCUGCAGUAAGAUCACUCUUUAAUACAGCCAUUGAAUAUUUUCCUGAGGAUAUUCUUCCUCUGGCUCAAUUGGCCACAUCUCUAACUACAUCCGGUGCUAACCAAUAUGCUUUUGUGCGGGAUCAUUUGAUGACACUACCCGUGUAUACGGAAGCCCAAUCCCAGAAACAAUUUGAUCUGCGUCAACAUACCGAAGUUGAUGAAUAUAUUUUGGGCAGUGACUAUACACCCUUUCCCGACAUUCCGUAUGUCAUCCGCAAAGGCACAAUUGUUGUUGUUAUUGACAAAAAAGAUCAUACACUCAUGCACUUUAAGGCACCACUUGAUUUCUUUCAUGUGCUGCACCAUGAGAUGAAUGAACUGAUGAGGGAAUUGCAGGAAUUCACAGUGAUCAGGGAAAAACGAAUUGAACGAGUGACGGCGGGAAUAAAAUUCCUGGUGGCUGUACUGAAGAGAAUCAAGUCACCCGAGGAUAUCAAUGAGAGUAUGGUGUUUCCCACGGAAGAGGUACUCAUCCUCCUGGCCAGAUUGCGUGAAGUGCAGGAUCCAUCGAUGGAAUUAAUGUCAUGUUGCUUGGAUGUCUGUACCGCACUCAUUCCCCUAUUCCCCAACGAGAUCCUCCGCAGAGUCAUUAACACCAACAUCCUCCCGACAAUUCCCAACAGAACACUCUCAUAUGUCGAAUACGCCAGAGCUGUGAGCUUCAAUUCUGGCAGCCUUGGAUACUAUUUGGUCAAUGCUGAAACGACAAGUGGCAAAUAUGAUUUUCUCAAAGCAUAUUUUCGCUUUUUGAAAGCCGUCUCAGUAGGCGAUGGAGAUGUAGAGAAAAUGUUCAAUGUUGAAUUGCCAGGAUUGCUUUUCCUCCUGCAUGCUGUUUUUCCCCAUUGUCACUCGUGGAAGUUUCUCGAGAAAACCGACAAGUCCACAGUGUACAUCUUUGCACUGGAACACUUCCUCAGGAUCCUGCAGGAUGGAGUAAGUGGAAAGAUCCAUCGACGCCUUCUGGUAGAUGUGACAAUCUUCAGUUUACUCAAUCUCGACUGUGGCCUUACACUUUUGCGAUUUGUCGGUGUUGGCAAUGGGAAUUUGGAAGCAUUGGUACAGGCAGAAACAAAUUGGAUGAUGAUUGCAAAUUCCGGACUCAAUCUAAUCAUUCAACUCUCAAUGACCAUUCUCAUGCACAUUCUCAAGCAAAAGGUCACACUGGAGAGUGAUACAAAAAGUCUGUCGCCACUUGAGAGUGUCAUUUACACUCAGCCCAAACAGAGGGAUCCCCUCCGAAUCAUCCCAGUGGUCACCAGUUACAUGGAUAACAUCUUCAACAGACGCCUACCCUUGUUGGCAUGCCGUCUCCUGAGACGCUUUGCCAUCGAGUUCCGGAUGUCCCUGUUGGCGUGUCUAGACAUGGAUGCUGAUCACAUUCGUGUAGUGUUCCUCCAACGACUGAGGGAUGAAGCAGAACGUGAUGAUGUCAAGAUAGCCAUACUGGAAUUUGUAGAAGCAUGCAUUGAUUGUCAACCAGGUCUAGUGGAGGCAUUCUUCAGUGUUUCCAAUGAUCGACGUGGUUUACUGGGUAUCAAGAGUACCAAGAAACUUCAUAUACUCACCGAAGGAAUUCCCGUCUACAUGACAGAAUACCUCAAUGUUGUCCAUAAAGAUCCGGAAAAGAUUGCCAAUCCAUUGCUAAGUCGCAUAAUGUCCCUCUUUCAUGCUAUCUGGCGCAACAAUAUGCAGAGUUUGGUGGGAACACUCGUAGCUAGUGACACCUUUUGGCCAUCUCUCUGUAGUCCACUCUUCACAACCAUCAAUCCCACCGUCAAAGCCUACUCCCAGUUAUUCAAUAUCAUGGGAAUUGAAGCAUUCAAAGCCAACACAGCUGAAGCAAUGCCACUAAAACUCAAAGAGUGCUUUGUUAAAUUUCUAAAACCAGAUACCUUCACCAAAUGGCUUGAAAUUAUCUUCACAUUUGAUGACAAUGAUGACAAUUGUGAAGGAGAUGUUCCUGAGUGGCUGUGUCGUUUGCAAUCCUUCAAGGAUCUCAUGGUAGUCCUGUUACGUCGAAAUUAUCCCGAGAUCCCGGUUAAAUGCAAAAAAGUCCUCAUCAGGAUCUGUUUUCAGCGUCUUGUGACCAAAGCCAAGGCGGCUGAUGACUUCAGACCCGUGAUAAUCCUCGCUGAACUUUUCCUAGUGUCCAUGGAAAAUAGCCUGGGAAAAUUUGUGGAUAAUGAAAAGGAAGAUCGUGAAUUACUGAAGAAUUCGGCAGAUCUCCUCAAUUGUCUGGCACUCUCAUACGAUGAUAUUCACGUGAGAGCUCGUGAAGCCAUCUUAGGUGCCACAAUAGAGAUCACACGUGCCCUUCCCGAUGAUCUGGUGGAUGAUGUAGAGACAACAAGGAGUCUCUUGUGUGCCACAAUGGAUAUUAUAUGCACAGAACUUAUGGAUGUAGAGAGAAAAGUGAGGCAGAAGACAACAGAAAUCACAAAUAGAGGUUCUUCACUUAUACUGGCCAUGCACCUUCUCCGGAAUAUUUUGAUGAUUCUCGAAAAGAAUCAAAUUGAUGUAUGGCAUGAAUGGUUGGAAUCCUACAAGAUGGCCAAUAGACUCUUGAGUGCAGUCAAUGGGAUUUUCCAUUCGCAUGAACAUAGAAAAAUCACAACUGAACUUCUCAAUCUCCUUGUGAUUCUGGCCAAGACUCUACGUCCCGAUUACCUUCUCCACUGUGAUGUUGUCUACUAUCUCUGGCUCAAUCUUCUGCCACCACGAGAGCUAAAUCAAUCACUUCAAUCGGGUCAAACCACUGGGAAAUGGCACACACAAGAUUGGCUGCCAAUUUAUGCACGAGGAGUGGAGUUAGUGGCAGUCCUUCUACAGAGAAAUACACACAUUUUCUUCAGGGAUGCAAUUAAUUUUGUGGGAGUUCAUGAAGAAUUCCUAAUUGCAUCGAUAAUGCUGGCCAAGGAGUCUCUGGAAGCCAAUGCUCUUGCUCUAAUUAAGACUGUUCUUGAUCUCGUGUAUGAAAUGGCCAAGUACCAUCGUCUCUGGAGGCUGGAACAUCCGCAAAGUAUGAUGAAUAUCAUGAGAAGUAUUCAGCAACUAAUGGACCACGCAAUUUCACUGCUUCAUCGACCAAAUCAGCUCAGUCAACUCCUGACUACUCCUCUGACUUCCAUAAAAGCGAGAAGUGAACCAAAUCCACCGGUUCAGCCACACAAAGUUCUCAUAACUGCCAUGAAUGAAUUAAUUGAGAUUAUUACACUUUGUGCUAAGACAUUGUUGAUCUUCAGUCCUAAACUUAUGGAUUUGCUCUGUGAACCAGAAUUUCAGCCAUCACAGUGGCAAGCACUCAUUGAGAUUCAAUUUAAGACGCCUGCAUUGAAUGAAUCUGUUAGGCAUUUAUCCCUAGGAGCUCUCCUGACGGCUGUGGUUACUCUGACAAAAUCUCUGAAAUUGAUUCAGUACAAUUUCACAGAGUAUCCGCUGAAUUAUAAGGAUUCUGAUCGCACGGAAAUGAGCAUAAGUACUUCAGUUAUCGAUUAUACACAAUCAACAACAACAACAACAAGUCCUCGACCACCUUUUGGAAAGUCCCUGUCAACAUCGAGCUAUGGAACACCAACUCCUUCCGAUGAGAUUCUAUCAAAGCUCAAUGGGAGACUCUGUGUCAUGGCUUUGGAAUAUUGUUUGACUCUUGUGGCCAGUCAGAGUCUUUUGGCUCUGCGGGAUCCUAAUCUGUCAAUUGUGGACAAGCAGCUUAUCCGAAAGGAACUAAUGAGCAAUGAAUUGGCUUUUUUUCAUGAUUUUGUGAAGAAGAGAAUACUUCUCAAUGGAAGAACAUUCAAUGGUAGGAAGAAGUAUGGCUUCCUGAAUAUUCCUGGUAGGUCACAUGCCAAGCCAGAUGAUGAUCAAGGAGGAGAAUUUCCAAAACCAUCUACUUCCAAGGGUAUUAGCCAAAGGGAUUCAAUGAGGGUGAAAAUGGUGAAAAAGUUACAUCAGCAGAAAGCCCAACCUUUCAUAACGUCAACGCCAAUGAAGGAGACUUUCUUGCCAAAUACACCGGGAUUUGAAAGUAAUACUCCCAUUAUGAAACCACUUCCAUCCGGAAGCAAUCCGAUGGACAAAAGGCUUUGCCUGAGGGAAGAAAUUCAAUUUCAUGAGGGUGAUCCUCCACCGCCAACUCUCAAUAUUGCUAAAUUUGUUGAGGAGGACUAUCUACAUUUCCUUUCUUACCUUUUCACCUCGGUCUGCCACUCAGAUGUUUAGUUUAUUUCCUAAAAACCAAAUCUCUCAUGAACUAUUUUCCGUAAAGCUGAAUAAAUGCCGUUACUAUAUGAA
Phlebotomus papatasi is the source of this 5694-nucleotide messenger RNA. It is a transcript of the gene Nup188, whose product is annotated as nucleoporin Nup188. Gene Ontology annotation, cellular component: nuclear pore inner ring. The record is from RefSeq and is a predicted model, not a curated record. Gene Ontology annotation, molecular function: structural constituent of nuclear pore. Gene Ontology annotation, biological process: RNA export from nucleus; protein import into nucleus. NCBI's taxonomy places the organism in Eukaryota, Metazoa, Arthropoda, Insecta, Diptera, Psychodidae. The coding region runs from base 109 to 5622 and encodes 1837 amino acids. The transcript is spliced from 5 exons.